AUUAUGGGUAAAUUUAUUAAGCAUUCCAACACAUCACUUGUAUCAGUUGUCAGCACUUUUGGGUUAAGAUAGUUGCCCCUUCCCCUUUGUUUUGUCUCCUCUGAAUGUUACUUCAAAGGGGAAUAAGAGCUGUUCUUUUUUGCUCAAAGUUUCCAGUGUGCUGCUGAAACUAUCCACUCUGCUGUCCGUGGGCAUUGCAGCUGCAGGACGAGUUGACUUCUUCCUGUUUGGACACCUGUUGCCAGCCAUCUGCUACAUGUAACAAGACAAGGUGGUUUGGGCCACCUUGCAAGAAGAUGAGAUCAUUGAAUACCCUAUUUUUGCCAGAGGUGGUCAAAGAAAAUGGAUAGCUAUUCAGAUUUCAGUGCAAAGAAUCUCUCACCAUCAGCUAAUAUGUCUAUUUCUUUGUGGGAACAAGCCGGACUCAAUGCCACUGGUGGUCCUCCUUCUAUGUCAAUAAGCAGGCUUUUUCCAGCCCUAUUAGAAUGCUUUGGAAUAAUUCUUUGUGGCUAUAUAGCCGGAAGAGCCAACAUUAUCACAUCAACUCAGGCUAAAGGACUAGGAAAUUUUGUCUCCCGUUUUGCACUCCCAGCUUUACUGUUCAAAAACAUGGUGGUACUUAACUUCUCUGAUGUAAACUGGUCCUUCCUGUACAGUAUCUUAGUUGCCAAGGCUGCUGUAUUUUUCUUAGUCUGCGUUCUAACAUUGUUGGUAGCCAGUCCUGAGAAUCGAUUUAGCAAAGCGGGCUUGUUCCCUAUUUUUGCUACACAAAGCAAUGACUUCGCACUGGGAUACCCAAUAGUUGAAGCUCUAUACCAAACCACUUACCCGGAGUAUCUCCAAUACAUUUACCUAGUGGCUCCAAUAUCUCUUAUGAUGCUAAACCCCCUGGGGUUUAUCUUCUGUGAAAUCCAGAAGUGGAGAGACAAUCGCACGGUGUCCCAGAGCAAGAUCAAAAUAGUGGGCCUGGCACUCCUUCGAGUUCUGCAGAACCCAAUUGUAUUCAUGGUCUUCAUAGGAAUUGCCUCAAAUUUUGUUCUUGGCCAGAAAAUUCCUGAUUACCUUGAAAAUUUCCUUGAUGGACUGGGCAGUUCAUUUUCUGGCUCUGCACUUUUUUACCUUGGACUAACUAUGGUGGGACAAACAAAAAAGCUGACAAAGGGUAUGUUUGUUGCACUGAUCCUUCUCAUCACAGCUAAACUACUUAUGAUGCCAUUUCUUUGUAGAGAAAUGGUGGAGCUCCUGGACAAGAGCAGCAGCACCGUCAACCACACCAGUUUAUCGAACUAUGCAUUUCUUUAUGGAGUUUUCCCAGCAGCACCUGGUGUUGCAAUAUUUGCAACUCAAUUUAAUAUGGAAGUAGGAAUUAUUACCUCAGGCAUGGUGAUAAGCACUUUUGUGUCUGCACCUAUCAUGUAUGUUUCUGCAUGGCUUUUGACCAUUCCGUCUAUGGAUCCCAAUCCACUGGCAUCUGCACUCCAGAAUGUUAGCUUUGACAUAAGUAUUGUCAGCCUUGUUUCUCUGAUUUGGUCUCUUAUUAUUGUUCUUCUGAGUAAGAAAUACAGACAGCUUCCUCAUAUGAUUACAACAAAUCUACUUGUUGCUCAGCUUAUUGCUUGCAUUGGAAUGGUGAUAUGGAAUUUCACUGUUAAACAGAAAGAUGUAACUGUGCAGAUCCUAGUAUUUAUAUUUCUCUACAGUUCACUUUAUAGCACCUACCUGUGGACAGGUUUUUUAUCUUUCUCUUUGUUUCUGUUGAGGAAGAGAGAAACAGUAAAGAUUCCCAUUGGGUUUAUAAUCAUAGCUGGAUGGGGUGUCCCAACGCUUCUGGUGGGAAUCUUGUUAAUAGUUGGUGAACGUAACAGCGCUAGCAUUGACUCUGCCUUUUUCUAUGGAAAACACCAGAUAAUCACCACAGCAGUGGUCCUGUUCAUCAGCAUUUUGAUGACAGGCAUCUCACUUAUGUGCAUGAACAGAAAUAGACAAGAGUCAAACUAUGAGGUACUGAACCCAUAUUCACCUCAUGGCCAAGUGGAAGGGAAUGAGGGGAAUCGAGUUGCAGCCACUGUGCCUCAACCUUCUGCAGGGUCUUCUGCACCACCUUCUCCUGCACAGCCUUCUACAGGUUGCUCUGCACAGCUGUCUGCAGUAAGAGAUUGCUGUUCUUGUCAAACAACGAAUGGGGAAAUAUCCUGUGCUAAGGAGGGCAAAGCAGUGCCAAAUGCUGUUGAAAACAAGGUUCCUCCAAUUGAGACAGCUGAUCAGUGUGUGAAUCAAUGUAGUGCUCAGACCUGCGUACUGGCUCAGGAAGAACAGCUUCUACAGACUGGAGACAAACAGCUGGCCAGACAUGUGCUGCUGUGCUUGCUUCUUGUUGUUGGCCUUUUUGCUAAUCUUUCCAGUUGUUUGUGGUGGCUGUUCAACCAAGAACCUGGAAGACUGUAUGUGGAAUUGCAGUUCUUUUGUGCUGUGUUUAAUUUUGGUCAGGGCUUCAUUUCCUUUGGUAUUUUUGGUUUGGAUAAGCAUUUAAUCAUUCUGCCAUUCAAGCGAAGGCUUGAGUUUCUCUGGGGAGGCAGAGAAGCAGAAGGGCAUGCAGACUCCACUCUACCUGAGGAAAUCAGGAUGACCUGUCAACAGUUUGUUCAUUAUCAUAGAGAUCACUGUGUCAAAAGCAUUGUCAAAGGCAGAAGGUGUGGUGCAAAGAUCUCUACUGGCAUCUUCUUGGGCUGUGACCUGGUGAACUGGCUCAUCCAAGUUGGCCUCGCCUCUGACCGUGGUGAAGCUGUGAUGUACGGAGACAGACUGAUGAAAGGAGGUGUCAUCCAGCAUAUUACAAAUGAAUUUGAAUUUCGGGAUGAACAUUUAUAUUACCGCUUUGUUCAAAAGAGAGCAACUACAACGGAGAGCCAAUGACCUGAGCAUGUAGACAGAGGACAGGCAGGUAGGGGUAAACGUGACCAUCUCUUUUGGGUUUGCUGCUGAAACUGGAAGUGUUUCUUUCUCAGGUGUCCUGGAGGGUCAUGUUACCUUCUCUUGUAAAGUUAGGAAAUGUGGUUCUACUUCUGUCUAUUCUGAAGCAAAUGAAAGCCAUUCUUAAACCAGAAGGCAACUAGAUCAAAAGAAGAUACUCUAGAUUUCUUCCAUUUUCAGCAAAACAAAUAGUAAAAUAGUAUGUGUCACUGGCAUAUUAUACAUGCACUUAUAACAGCAACUUUAGUGGCUGGUGCCACAAUGGGAAAAAAAAACAUAACAAACAUAUGUGAGGGAAAUAUUUCGUGUUGCUGUAUGUUUUAUAGUAUUUCAGCAUGACUCAAUUUUGAUCCUUUUUUAAGGUCAAGCUCCCGCUAACCUCAUAAAAAUAGGACUUCUUCCAUCAUACCUCAGUUUUUACUACUGUAUACACUUGUAUAACACCAGAAACUUUUUCUGGUUGUUAACACCUCACACUAGGCAUUUGUUUCCCUUUUAAAUAUAAAAUCCUCCAUUUUUAAAAAUGGAAUUCUUGUGAAGAGAUUAUAGCAUAGUAGAAUUUAAGCUGAGGAAAAAAGGAGUGGAAUAAAAAUGGUUUUCUACAAAGGUACUGCAGAAACAUACAAAAAUAAUCCCUACUGCUCAAAUUAGGAAACAAUGUGAUGUAUUCUUAUGUGAACAGCUGGUUCUGAAAUUUUACCUUUUAGUGGUGGUAACAGCUUUGUCAAGAGUGGAUUUUUAGUUUCUGGAGUAAGCCUCCAUUAUAAUUCAGAAGUGCCAGCCUCAGACAGAGAACUUGUGGAAGCCUAGGACACCAGUAUAAGACCCAACAUUUUAUCAAACCAUGAGAUCUUUUAAAUAACAUGCAUUGACUUCCAAGUCUAUUCUAUAAACAACCCUAAUGGAGUAUCCAGGUUAAGGUUUAGAAAAGCUGGAGAUAUUAGAAUGUUAUUAUUGGGCACACAACAGACUUUUCAAAUAGGCCUCAGGUAUCCCUCUAUGAGGUUAAGUGGUUAAUCCAGUGUCAUUCAAAUUCCUGUGCACUGACAGCAGAAACUUCAAGAGUAUUUUGGAGAGGUUAAAGACAAACUGUAGUAUCUGACGGCCAUUACACUGCUAGGAAAAGCAGUUCUAAUGCUGAAAGAAUGGCGUGUAUUUGUCUAUAUAAAAUGUUAGAUAAUGAGGGAAAGGAAUGCAAAUACUAAAAAAGUAUUUACUCAUCUGAAAUAGUCAAGCAAAUGACUUUUUAAAAAAGCAUCCCUUAAUUUUAUUUUUUUUUUAAUACAGAUUUUAUUGCAGCCACUUAUGUGUCCACUUUGUAUUAAGAACUGAAAAUGAUUUUAGCAGUAUAAACUAUUGUUCAGGAAACAGUCAUUUUAUGGUAGCUAUAACUCUGCAAAGGAUUUCAUUCUUAUUGCAUAUCUGCAGUGUGCUCUGAAACAUAACUGUAUACGUAUGCUACACAAACUGACGUAUUUUAAUGUUUCCAGCAACAAGGUAAUUGACAUUUGUAUUGGGCUGUGGCCCCAAAGGAAAACGACAGUUUUAUUUCCAUUAGAACUGCUGAAAACAAUGACAUCAAACAUUUUGGAAUGACUAGAUAUACAUGUCUAAAGAGCAGAAGCUACGUGUCUGGCUUCUAAAUAUUGUAACUUAUUAAUAAAUCUGAUAUUGAUUUCAGA
Messenger RNA from Coturnix japonica (Japanese quail), 4652 nucleotides. RefSeq names its product G protein-coupled receptor 155 (gene GPR155). Gene Ontology annotation, molecular function: G protein-coupled receptor activity. Gene Ontology annotation, biological process: transmembrane transport; G protein-coupled receptor signaling pathway; intracellular signal transduction. The record is from RefSeq and is a predicted model, not a curated record. Gene Ontology annotation, cellular component: membrane. NCBI's taxonomy places the organism in Eukaryota, Metazoa, Chordata, Aves, Galliformes, Phasianidae.